Messenger RNA from Passer montanus (Eurasian tree sparrow), 3147 nucleotides. It is a transcript of the gene YAF2, whose product is annotated as YY1 associated factor 2. Gene Ontology annotation, cellular component: nucleus. Gene Ontology annotation, molecular function: transcription coregulator activity; DNA binding. The transcript is spliced from 4 exons. The record is from RefSeq and is a predicted model, not a curated record. Lineage: Eukaryota; Metazoa; Chordata; Aves; Passeriformes; Passeridae. Bases 158 to 700 code for a protein of 180 amino acids. Gene Ontology annotation, biological process: positive regulation of DNA-templated transcription.
CAGCAGCAGCGGGAGUUUCCCCGACAGCUGGAGGUUGCGGCGGCGGCUCCUCCUCCCCGGGUCCCCGCUAGAGCCCAGAGACCCCCCGCGCUCCUCCUGAUUGACAAACGCACAAAGGGCCGCGCCGGGGCCGGGCCGGGACGCGUCUGGAGCCGGCAUGGGAGACAAGAAGAGCCCGACCAGGCCGAAGCGGCAGCCGAAACCCUCCUCGGACGAGGGGUACUGGGACUGCAGCGUCUGCACCUUCCGCAACAGCGCCGAGGCCUUCAAGUGCUUGAUGUGCGACGUGAGGAAGGGCACCUCCACACGGAAACCUCGACCUGUCUCACAGCUGGUUGCACAACAGGUUCCUCAGCAAUUUGUGCCCCCUACACAAUCAAAGAAAGAGAAAAAAGACAAAGUAGAAAAGGAAAAAAGUGAAAAGGAAACAACAAGCAAAAAGAACAGUCAUAAGAAAACCAGGCCAAGGUUGAAAAAUGUGGAUCGAAGUAGUGCUCAGCAUUUGGAAGUUACCGUUGGAGAUCUGACAGUCAUUAUUACAGACUUUAAGGAGAAAACUAAGUCACCACCUGCUUCCAGUGCUGCCUCUGCAGAUCAACACAGUCAGAGUGGUUCUAGCUCUGACAACACAGAGAGAGGAAUGUCCAGGUCAUCCUCACCCAGAGGAGAAGCAUCGUCACUGAAUGGGGAAUCUCAUUAAAGUUUAUUUCCUCCAGUUUCAUUAGUCUCUUCAAAACAUGCAAAUACGUAAGUUCUGUCACCACAUUUUCAUGACAGAUUAGUCAUGCAUAAUUGAUAUGAUGACUGGAACACAAUGCAAUUUAAUAAAAAGAAAGAAACAAAGUGCAGUAAUAGAAACAAUAACAGCAUGAAGCUCAGUCAGGGGAGGUUUAGGUUAGAUACCACAAAAGGUUUCUCACCGAGAGGGUGUCUGGGGACUGGAACAGGCUCCCCAGGGAAGUGGUCACAGCACCAGCCUGACAGAGUUCAAGAAGUAUUUGGACAAUGCUCACAGGUGCAUGGUGUGACUCUUGGGGCUGUUCUGUGCAGGGCCAGAAUUUGGACUCAAUGAUCCUUGUCGGUCCCUUCCAACUCAGCUUAUUUUGUGAUUCUAUAGUAAUUUAAAUGCUAUCUGCAAAUGCUUAAGCAUCUUCAGACCAACUUUUUAAUCUACAUGUGUAAUGGUGCCAUGAAAAUGUGGUUUGAAUGUUCAUUAUGCAGUGUUAUCAGUAUGUCCAUUUUCACUUUUAGUUUAGUGAAUUCUAACACAACUCUUGGAAGCUCUACUAUUGGCAUGUACUGAAUUUAAAUUUUUAUAACAUAGUUCAAGCUGCCUAAAUAUGUAUUAUUUGAGAAUUGUGAAACAUAGUUAUAUGUAUGCAAGUCAAAGAUCAACUUAAUUAUUGCUGCAACAGAAUUUUCAUAAUAAUUAUCUUCUUAAAAACACCUGCUGGUACUUGGUGUGGUUAAAUAGGAAAAAUGUUAUUAAAGAAAACAUUUGUAUGGAUUUUUGCCAAUGUUUGACACAUUUUACUAGAUUACUGUUACUGAAUUAUGUUGAUGGUUUUACCAAUAUUUUUUGACACUUAAAACACUUAUUGCAAUGUUUACAAGCAAAAUAGAAAACACAUUCUAAGCAUUGAUUAGUUAACCUUGCAAUUCAGGUGAAGUACUGCAUUGUCGCUGUACACUGGUAUUUUGUGUUGUGUAACAAAUACUGAACCUCAGAUGGUGAUGCAUUUGGCAAAAACUAUUUGGAAUUAUGAAAGUUUGGAAAAGCUUUAAAAAGAACAGAUCUGCAGUUCUCAUUUCUGCUUAGUGCUGUUUCCUUGCCCCAGAUUUUUCUAGUGUCACAUAGUCACUUCUGUCAGUACAGGAAUAUCAGAUGUUGCACAAGAAUAAGGAAAUAAUAAUUCUUUUUUUUUUUUUUUUUUUGUUCCUGAAUCAAUUUUUUAAUAUUGAAUUGGCCUGUUAGAAUAUAUUAUGUCAUAAAUAAUUUGAAAAAGACUCAGUAUCCUACUUUAUGGCAUAAGCUGUCAACAUUUACGCACUUAGCAAUAUACUGAUAAAGAGCAGAACUAUUUACAAUACCAUCUGGUAUUAUGUAAAAUUACCAAUAAAAUAUUUUUGUGAAUACAGAUUUUGCAUUUUUGUUUACAACCAAUAAGUGUUUUGAUACAUACAUACAAUUCAUGUAUAGAUUUUAAAUUAUAUAAUCUGGUUCAGUACAAAAGUCCAUUUAGCUCCUUUUAGUGAGGUAGGGCACUUACACUCCCGUGAGCCUUUUCUUUUUCAUUCAAAGUAAAUAUAUUUUUAAGCCUAUGUGGAAGUUGGAUGGACCUUCUUGGUAGUGAAUCCAGCCCCAAAUUAUUACCCACAUAUGAUACGUCUUCUUAACGGCUUAAAAUAAUGGAUUUUUGUAGCCCCUGACAAUUGUGAUGUUUGGUGGUUUCUUGUAGUAAUGUAUUUUUCUGUUUUUAAUGCAGUACUUCUACAGGCACAAUGGUACUGUUCUAUUUUGUAAGAUGCUAGUUGUGAAAUACAGUUAGUUGCAUAAAAUGAGAGUCUGAUGUGAUAUCUGAGAACAUACAUACCUCAUUCCUUGGUGUUGCUGUUUAAACUUUUUAGACAUCAAAUGUUAAUUAUAGGCUGUUUCAGAUGGAUAACUACUGACCUGUUUAUUAUGUAUUCUGCUUUAUCUUACUGAAAAUAGGAUGUCUGUUCAUUGCUGUUACCUGGCCAAAUUUAGUAUCUGUAAAACAUGCUUUUUAAGGUUCUUAAAUGUUUUUGGGGCCGGGCUAGUGUUCAGAAUAACUUACACUAGUUUUUAAAAGAAAAAAUACAUGCUUCUCUACUUUAUUUUUUUAUAUUUUAUUUUUAGGUGGGACUAUUUGCAGGAUAUACUGAUGUAAUGGAUUACAAAAGAGCUGAAACUGUUUAAAGUAAGCAGUUUAGGGUUGUAAAUAUCAUUGCAAGUUUUAUGAAAUGUGUUUAUGAAUGUUUAUGAAAUGUGAUUAUGGAAUUUGAAAUUUAAUGAAUUCUAACACAUUUCAGAAUUCCUUGCAAAGAAAUAGUAAUCUAUUACCAGUAUUUCACUAAAUGGGAAAUAUAUUUUUAUUUAAGUUUAUGUGAAUAAACCACCCAGCA